AAAAAAAAAGCACCAAUAUCUCGUUUCUAAUUCAUCAGAGAUAACGUUACCGCGGCUAAAGGAUGGGAAGCUGCAUUAUGCUGAUUCUGUGUGUUUUUAUCCUUGAGGGUGUGUUUGGUGAUCCAGCUGAAGUGAAGUCAGUGAAGGAGGGAGAUUGUGUCACUCUAAACACUGAUGUUACCAAACAACAACAUGAUGACAUGAUGCGGUGGUAUUUUAAUGACCGUCUCAUCGCUCUGAUCAAUGGACAUCCCAAUACAAGCUGUUUAUAUGAUGGAGAAGACGGGAGAUUCAGAGACAGACUGAAGGUGGACUAUGAGACUGGAUAUCUGACCAUCAUGAACAUCACAACUGAACACACUGGACGUUAUGAAGCAGACAUCAUCAGAAGUGGGAGUUCAGGGAAAAGACAAAGCUUGAACAGAACCGGCAAGUGUAACAGAACAAAAAUCAUCAACAAAAGCAGCAACCGUGGUGAAAUCAUAAAAUCAAUCCGUCUGACUGUCAGUGGUUCAUGUCUGUCUCCAGCUGUUGUAGCAGGAAUUGUUGUUGGUGUUCUGCUGUGGGCUGCAGUUGUUGUUGUUGUUGUUGGUGUGAUGAUCCGUCGCCGCAGGAGAUUCAGCGAUGACAUGAAGAAAAUCAAACAAGUGCUCGAAAAAAUGUCUGAGGAUGAGACACCGAACGGAAGAAGUCUAAUGAUCUAA
Carassius carassius (crucian carp) is the source of this 704-nucleotide messenger RNA. RefSeq lists its product as uncharacterized. Lineage: Eukaryota; Metazoa; Chordata; Actinopteri; Cypriniformes; Cyprinidae. The transcript has 5 exons. Bases 63 to 704 code for a protein of 213 amino acids. The record is from RefSeq and is a predicted model, not a curated record.